AUGUCUUCUUUCGACGAUUAUCUUACUAAAAAAUACGCAAUAAUUGACGAAGAGGACAUUACUGGACAAUGGAAAAAUAUUAAUUCUGAAGAUGAAAAUGACGAUGCUCCUGUAGUCGAUUUUUCAGUUGCAGAAGAAAUACAAAGAUCCAACAAAUGGAAACCUAUUGUAAAUGAUGUGGGAGAUGAAGCUCCACAGAUUGUAAAUGCUUCUAACGAUCUCCUAGAAGAAUAUAUAACUUCUGUGUCAUCCACGAGUCGCAAAAGAGAUAUUUCAGAUGUUGAGGAAUCAAAAACAAAACGUCAUAAAUCAUCCUCUACUGACGAAAUUCAUAAAGAUGUAGAUCGAGCUAAUAAAAACGAAAGGGAAAAAAUAAAUAAAAUGGAACCUUCAUCUGGUCGUCAUGCAGCUACUAUAUAUCGGGAUAAUGUAGGUAACAAAAUUGAUAAAGCGGCAAAAAGAGCAGAGGAACGACGUAGAAUCGAGGAGGAGGAGAGGUUGUUAAAAUGGGGUAAAGAAGAAGAAGCUCGUAGAGAUGAAAAGUUGCGAAACAAACCUUUAGCAAUAUAUAAGGAUGACGAAGAUUUAAACGAAGAAUUGAGGGCCAAAGAAAGGUGGAAUGAUCCAGCCGAAAUGUUUUUAACCAAGAAAAAAGGUAAAAAAAGUUCUGGCAGACCAAAAUAUCAAGGUCCACCCGCACCACCUAAUAGAUUUAAUAUUCAACCAGGGUUUAGAUGGGAUGGUAUUGACCGAUCAAACGGGUUUGAAAGACAAUAUUUUGAGAAACGUAACGCCAGAGCAGCACUCGCUAGUGAAGCGUAUAAGUGGUCUGUGGAGGAUAU
Messenger RNA from Funneliformis caledonium, 842 nucleotides. The record is from the annotation of a GenBank genome assembly. NCBI's taxonomy places the organism in Eukaryota, Fungi, Glomeromycota, Glomeromycetes, Glomerales, Glomeraceae.